Melitaea cinxia (Glanville fritillary) is the source of this 2627-nucleotide messenger RNA. RefSeq names its product carotenoid isomerooxygenase-like. The record is from RefSeq and is a predicted model, not a curated record. Lineage: Eukaryota; Metazoa; Arthropoda; Insecta; Lepidoptera; Nymphalidae. Gene Ontology annotation, molecular function: beta-carotene 15,15'-dioxygenase activity; carotenoid dioxygenase activity. Gene Ontology annotation, biological process: retinal metabolic process; carotene catabolic process. Bases 92 to 1612 code for a protein of 506 amino acids. The transcript is spliced from 13 exons.
GCCUAGAUCAUAAAACUAAUUUAGUUGGUGCUCAGUUCGCUGUGAAGACGCCGGAUUUUGAUAACGCUUUGUGUAACAUAAACGUGUAAACAUGACCGACAUCGAAAAACUUUAUCCUAAUUAUGAUAUGACGGUAUGGUUAAGAACUUGCGAAGAGGAGGUCAAUGAACCUUUGGAAGGAAAGACGACAGGUGUAAUACCGUCAUGGAUACAAGGAGCUCUAUUGAGAAAUGGUCCCGGAUGCAACAAAAUCGGUCCCUAUCAGUACGAACAUGUGUUUGACGGGUUGGCCCUAAUACACAGGUUCGCCAUUAAAGAUGGAAAGGCGACUUACCAAUGCCGAUUCCUUCGAUCGGAGACUUAUAAAAAAAAUAUGACGGCAAAACGUAUCGUUAUGACGGAGUUCGGAACGAGGGCUGUCCCAGAUCCUUGUAGAACAAUAUUUGAUAGAAUAUCUUCUAUUUUUAAUUUUACCCUCGAGAAGACGGAUAACGCAGGAGUUUCGGUAUAUCCCUUCGGAGAUCAGAUAUACGCCCUCACAGAAGUACCAGUACUUUAUAAAAUUGACCCGGUAAGCCUCGAAACCUUGGGUAAGGAGACUCUCGCGGACUCGUUGGUGGUGAACCACACAGCUCAUCCUCACAUCAUGCCUAACGGUGACGUAUACAACGUAGGCAUGAAUGCCGUGAAGGGAGAUAUAAGGCACGUGAUCGUGAAGUUUUCCCACAGCGAAAAAGGGAACAUGUUUGAAACAGCAGAAAUAGUCUGCGGCGCUAGACCAAGAUGGAAAUACAAUCCUGCCUACAUGCAUUCGUUUGGUAUAACAGAGAACUACUUCGUCAUAAUGGAGCAACCGUUAGUAAUAUCUCUACUGAGUCAUUUACGUCGCUACAUCAUCAGCGUACCCGUUGACAGUACCCUCGUCAGCUAUCCAGAGUAUGAGACGAACAUAAUUCUUUUAAACAGAGAGACAGGCGAGGAGAAACGUUAUUCUACGGACACGAUAUUCUUUAUGCAUAUGAUUAAUUGCUUCGAAGAGGACGGGAAGGUGAAAGUCGACUUAUGUUCGUAUAAGGAUUCAAAUAUUCUUAAAUCGAUGUACACCUCCGCUAUUAAGAAUAUGCAGAGUAACCCUGAGUAUGGCCAGUGGUGCCAAAGUCGCCCCAAACGAAUAGAGAUACCUCUCGACGCACCAUCUCUGAGCAAAGUUAAGACACACCUUAUUGCAGACGUGGGAGUCGAGGCGCCAAUGAUUAAUUACAAAUUAUGUAAUGGAAAACCUUACAGAUAUUUCUAUGGCAUCGGAUUGGAUAUUGAUUCUAUUUAUGCUGGAUCGAUUAUCAAAGUAGACACGCAUAGUGGCGCUGUGUCAUAUUGGAAAGACACGAAAUCUUAUCCCAGCGAACCUGUAUUUAUUGCAAAUCCUGACGCUCAGGACGAAGACGAUGGUAUUUUACUUAGUGCGGUACUGUGGGGUGAUAACGACCGGGCUAUUACAUUGGUAGUGUUAAACGCUAAAAAUUUGGAAGAAAUCGCACGAACAGACUUCAUAACACCUUCACAAACUACUAAAUGUUUCCACGGAUGGUUUUUGCCGGAUCAAGUUAAAUAAAGUAGAACUAGUGUUCAAUUGAAAAAUAAACAAAAAUUAAGUCCUUAGUCGGAAAGUAUUGUUAGCAUUUAAAUUUGUUAUUCUGACAAUUAUUAAAAUAUUGGAUCUUAUAUCGAUAUUACUUUUAUUGCUUAUUCGUUUAAUACCUGAACAGUACAAAUAUGACGACAGCAUCUUUCUAAUAGUUAAUAUUCAUUUUCGUCAGUCGCUAUCUUUGUUAUAUGUUUUGCAGGGUAGUUACACAAUAAAUACGGCUACCAUUGUAUUGUUCUUGCUGUAAUUAUUAUUUUUUGAAGUACCGAAAGAGCAUAAAGAUGAAGACACCAUCUUACGAAUAGUUUAUAGCAAUUUGCUGAUGUGUCAGUCGCUAUCUUCGUCAUCUAUUAGCGGGAUUGUUAUCCUAUAAAUAUAAUAAUUUAUAAGUAAUAAAACAGUUAUUAUUAUUUACUGUGCGGUUAACGUUGGUACUCGAUAAAUGGCGUAUAAGUGAUUAGUGUGUAUUUGUAGUGUGUUAUUCAAUGUAGUUAAAAGUGAGUAGAGUCAUUAAGUGUUUCCAUUCUUUUUUACUUUUCUACAGUACCUAUUGUAUUAUAUUAUAAUUAUUUGUCACUUAACGAUCGCUACUUUUUAUAUGGAAUGGAUCCUGAUUGACUAUGAUUAACAUCUUAUAUCCGUGUAUCUCGAUAAAAGAAAACCAAUAAACAUAAUUAAUGUAAUUAACAUAAUCUAUCACUUUAUGAAGAGCAAUGCACCUUUUCAGUUUACUAACAAAUAUUUUAUUAUUUAAAAAAAAUCACAGUCUUAUACUUAGUUUUAUCAUUAUAUAUCAAUUAAUAGCUUAUGUAGGCUAAAACAGAUAUUUAGACAUAAUCAUGGAAAUGGUAGCCUCUAAAAGAGUCCCUCCCAAUGGAUGGACAUUUUUGAAUAUGAUUUUAGGUAGCAAGAAAUCAUGAGGCUUUUAUAUUUUAAUGCAUUGAUAUUUAUUUUAACGAUUUAAAUAAAUUAUACAAUACAA